CUGUCUCCGAUACACCUGCGCACACACACACACACACAGACAGCAAUGAGAUGUGGAGUGUUGCUAUGAAUAAAGUGGAUAAACAUGAAGGACAGCGCAGCAGAGACAACUGGAGUGGAGGAGGGGGAGUCACACACGUUGGAACAAGAACAUGACUUGAAGAUGAGCUGCCCUCAGCCUGAGUUAGAGGAGGAUUGUCCUCCACCAGAGGAAUUAGAGUGUAAAAUCUGUUACCAACGCUUCAAUGCCCACAACCGCAAGCCUAAGAUCCUGGACUGCCUCCACCGGGUCUGUACCCGCUGCCUCAGUAAGAUCCUUGACAUUACUGAUGGUGCAGGCUGCAUUUCCUGCCCAUUUUGCCGACACCAAACAGAGAUCACAGAGUUUGAGGUGUCAGCCCUUCCGGACGAUGCCAACAUUAUGUCCCACUUGGCAAUGCGGGACAAAUCCUGGAGCUCUAACCAAGGGGAAGUGGUCCUGACUCCAAAGAGUUUCUCCUCAUCCAGCCCAUCUCAUGAAUCCUCCAACUGCCUCGUCAUCACCAUUAUGGAAGUGCAGCAGGACUCACAGCACUCACCAAGCCGCAAUGGUAGCUCUGACAUAUAUGCAGAGCAGAGCCUGGACUCAGUAUCUAUUGGCUCCAAUGGGCCAAUUGAUCAGGACGCCCUGUCCAAAUUCUGCAAUCAUGUCCCACGCAUCCUGGUCUGGCUGCUGGGUUUCUUAUACUUUGGCUCACUUCCUCUAGGAAUCUACUUGUUAGUGAUCCAGAGAGUGACUCUGGGUAUUGUAUGUGUUAGCUUGGUGCCAUCAAGUUUAACAGUUUGCCUGGUCUAUGGAUUCUGCCAGUGUCUCUGUCAGGGGAUGUGUGACUGCUCCCCCAGGGGCUGAUAUGAUGCCAUAUAUGAUGAAGUCAGCUGCAGAAAACGGGUUUGUGGUUUGUCCAGUGAACAGAUUUAAAGGCAUGGGAGAAAAGGGGAUGUUCUGUCCCUGGCCUAACUGACUACUAGUGAGUUACCUUCAUGCAAAUAAUGUGCCAGUCACAGUCUUAGUAAAAAGACCAUCUUAAGUGACGGGCUAUGCUUUAAAGUUCACCAAUGAAAUUCACUGAUGAGCUCUGUUAGUGAGAACAGCAUUUAGUUUUUGUGCUGUGUUUGCGUGACCCUGUUUGUUCUGUGUUGUGUGUUUGACCAAGUCUAACAUCAGAUUUGAGAGUAGACCUCUUUGACUUGUACAUUAAUAAUACUGAUAAAGUCUAAGACUCCUGUUUAUCAUUGUUUUAUGAUGCUAUAUUUGUAAAUUCAUCUUCAGAUUCCUGUAUGUUUUGAUCAUGCUCUAAACUAACAGUACACUGUAGCAUCAUGCGGGAAGAGGAGCACUGCAUAUAGAUAUCCAGCACCAGCGGGCUUUGGUAUGCAUGUCAUGGAUAACAUGAGCAAAGAAAUCAGAACAAUUCACAGUUCUGAUUUCACAACGCCUACAUUAAGAAAUGCAGAAUAUUUUUCGGUCUGUUAAAACUACAGGUACAGGUAGAAUUGAAUAGAUUGUAAUAGUGGCACUGGUCUUGAAAUCAGCUAUUGCAAAUACAGUAUUAGCAAUAACUGAAUACUGAAUAUGAAGCCCUGACGCUGUUAUUUAUGUGUUGUAAGAUGUCGGUCUGUUGAACCCACUGAUGAUAAUAAUAAACUAUUUUUAUAAUAACCAUUUAUAUGAAGCACCUUUCAAGACACCCAUGGACGCUUUACAGAAUAAGCAUUUAAAACCAAGUAAAAAUUGGUAGACGAAAGAAUGGUAAAAAAGUAAAUAAAAAGCACAACAAAUACAACAGUAAACAAUAACUAUUAAGGUGCUGCUGACACACUGUAAAACAGAAUAUUGGACACUGCUCUUUUAGGAAUUGCCUAAAUAGCCUAAUUAGUUCAAUGACAUUGACAACUUAGUUAGUGAAUGAUGACCAAAACAUUAAAAGAGAGCACUUUGGCUUGUUUGAGUUAAGAAAAUAAUGUAUAAACUAAAUAUUAAAUAUAUGAAACGGGUCAUCAAAAAAGUCUUGUCUAUCUCAAGAAAGAGAUUUGUUUUAUGUGAAGAAAGACGGAGAAAACAGCAACUUUGCACAGCUGAAAACACAGGACAGCUGUAAACGGGUUGACUGACAACACAAGGGAGCUCAGAAAGUGUUUAAGAUGCAAGUGUCACUAGUUCAAAGGAAUGGUAGUUUAUAUUUGCAGAUGUGACAAAUGAUUUCCAAAUUUUCUUUUACUCACAAGCAUUUUACAUUUUACUCUUGGGGUCAGUUCAGAGCCUUUUCUUCACAACUGAUGAGGGGGAGGAGCUGGAAAUGUAGCAUUUUGGAAGAAAACAAUUAUUUAGUUGUAAAACCUUCUGUUGUUGGAGUUGUUUUUUUUGUUGUUUUUUUCUCUUCUUUACAACAUGUCACUGUUUAACUACCUGUCUAUCUACACAGUCCCAUGUUUUCCUGUGUUUAUGUCUAAGGUUAACUGACUUAAGCUCUUAGCUUAGUUUCACUGUUUUGGUUAAAGAUGCAAACAAACAAUAAAUACACAUGUUAUCUAUAAUGCAAUAACCUGAAUAUAA
Messenger RNA from Solea senegalensis (Senegalese sole), 2592 nucleotides. RefSeq lists its product as uncharacterized. The coding region runs from base 85 to 888 and encodes 267 amino acids. The record is from RefSeq and is a predicted model, not a curated record. The transcript is spliced from 2 exons. Lineage: Eukaryota; Metazoa; Chordata; Actinopteri; Pleuronectiformes; Soleidae.